AGCAGCGUGGACGCAGGACGCGCCGCUCCAGCCUCACACCCCGUGCCAGGCCUCCCUCUCUCUCCCUCUCUCCCUCUCUCUCUCUCUCUUCAUAUAGGGACUUUUCGUUUUUUUCUUCUUCUGGCGCAUCCGGGCCUGACCCCAGUCCACUGUGUGGCGAGCAGAGACAGAGACAGAGACAGAACCACAGGCUGUAGGAUUGUUUCCCUCACUUCUUCUCCUGAGCAGCGCUGGUUCAUGGAGUCUUUGUGGAAGACACCUUUUGGCGUCACAGCAGCGAGAUCUGGAGCCACAUCCUUGAACCAUCACAACAAAGUUACAACAUGAUGAACAGCCAGGCCAUACAUACCCUCGUGGGCCCAGCGUUUCAAAGCAAGAUGCCUUUAUUCGACGGGACAACAGCAGCCACAGUUCUGUCAAAGCCACAACAUAUGCCCGGCUUCCUGGAUAAGCAGACGCUGCAGUACAGCGGGGCUUACUUAACUUACGACCCCAGAGGGAAGGACGAAGCAGGAUUCCCUCCACCUUGGAGCACCUCAAAGACCUCGCUGCUGGAUGGCCGAAGUCCUAUGAGUCACCUCUCUGGCAUGGAGGGACAAAACCACAUAUUUUACAGGCAAGACAGCAGUUCUCCAGAGGAACACCAUUCUCAUGCUUCCUCCCUGUGCCACAGCCCAGCUAGACAGGGCUUUACCUUAUACACUAAAAGUCCGGAGAUGGGCAGCCCCACAGCUGCUCUGAGGAGACCAAAAAGCGGAGGUGAGAAUUCAUCUCCUCCAUCCGAAAACUCUGUUUACCUAGCAAUCCCGAAGCCGGUUUACAGACAUACACCCUGCUGUAACGAGCUGGGCUGCAUGAUCGGGCACCGAUACAGCGUGGAGCACGGCUCUCCGAGGAUACCAAACCCUGUAUACAAGCACGACUGGAUGCAAAGUGAUGCUCACUACGCUGAAAGACCGGCUGUCCAGAGAAAGACACAAGAAGUGCUGCUGCAGCAGAGAGGCUUACAGUUUGAUCCCAGUGCUGAGCAACUGAAGAGGAUCAGUGUGGAGACGUACAGUCCAAGUGCGGGGAGGACAUUGCCUGCUGGGAUUGACCCCAACUACGGCAGUUACCCCUGCACCCCGACUCGCACUCUAUUUGGUUCUUUAAGCGAGCAGAGCCAACGGUUACAGUCUUCCCCUAGAGGCUACCCCAGCCAAUACCCCUCCCAUCCUCCAUACGAGCAUAUGACCUCAGAGGUUUAUCAGGAACGCUCUCCCAUGUCCAAAUAUGGUCAGAUAACACAUCACCCAGUGUUUUACUACCCCCACGCAAAUGAGGAGGUACAAAACAGCACACGGUGUAAAAACAUGGGCAGUAAGCAGAGAGAUGUCCCUGUUAUUCUUAAACACACAAGCUCGAUCCCCAGGGAGCAUUACAUCGUGCCUCAGUCACUUAACGGUGAAAUUCCUUUGCCUAGCACUGAAACAUUACCAAAUCAUUCCUUCAUGCAGGGCUUCGACUAUCCGUGUUAUGCAGUCCCUAGAUUUAAUGUAAACGCAAGCCAUAUCAGAGGGCCCCAAAAAAGGCCACAUGCAUCGCCUAGUUUUCACAGUAAUGGCAUAAAUCUUUCCCCAACCAGACAAUAUAUGAAUCACCCCUUAACCUCUGCAGCCAACCCACAUAAGGACAGUCCCAACCGCAGCCUGCACGUCGCCCAGUCACAAAUUCACUCGCCGUACCGUGGCAUGGAUCUAACCAGUCCCACCAGAUGUCGGAGCCAGCUUGGCCUCUCGCUUCCCAUGAUAAAUGUGAACAGAGCUUUCCCCUCGCUCUCCAGCUGGCACAUGGACCCACACCUCCUUUCACCUGGUGGCUUGAAAAGACUCAUGGACUCCUGCGAAGCCCAGGCGACGCAGCAUCCUGUAUCCACGGCGACAUGGCUGCCCCAGUCUCCCAGUCACAGCGCUGAUCGCAUCCAAGCAGCUGUAACCAGUAAUGCCAAUGUCAGACAAAUUAUUUAUUCCCCUGCUAAUGCAGCAGGAGGUAAGGACAACGCCCCCACGUCUACUUCAGGAACCUCGGUUCUUAAAGGUCACCUGAAAAGAAGCAUUUCUCACCCAUCGCCACCUGUCAGAAUAAAAGAAGAGGGAAGGGAUUUAUGUGAAGUGGGACUCAUGAAGAAACGUCAAAGGGUGGAAAUGGAGAACGUACAAGCAGGAAAUAAAACUCCCUCUCCUCCGAUGCCUGUCAUUGACACCGUCUUCAGCCUGGCACCGUACCAAGCGUACCUGCAUGUCUCGAAAGUGCUAUUUCCUGUGAGAAGCGUCCAGUCCUCCGAGCCCAAGGCAGACUUCAAAGCAAAAAAGUCAGAUGGAGACGAACAGCGGCUUGUUGUCUGUCCCACUCCCAAAAAAAUCUGUCCAGAUCCACCUAAAAGGAAGCCAGUUGUUGAAACCUUUGAACAGAAAGAUAUUAAAGUGGAACAGGUCGAUCCAUCGUACACAGUCGAGUUUCCUGUUUGUCAGAAGGACUGCAUCAAAGUAACAAUCAAACAAGAAGCGGAAGAGGCCGAUUCUUCUUCUGACUGUGGGCACAUGUUGGUGAUAAAGAAAUGUGAACCAGAUGAACCCAAAAUUGAAGCCUCGGUUGCAGAUGAAGACGAGACUUCGGAUGAGUCAAAAACCGUUGAGUUGAGUCGACCGGCGAGAUCGUUUUCUGAUGGUGAUGCAAGCACGCUGAAGGAGCAGGUGUCCACUCUUCCAUCCGAAUCCACUACUCCCCCUCAGCCACCUGAGAGCAAGCUCAAUUUCAAAAACAUUCCUCCCCAGUGUUUAAAACUUUCCAGCUACAGAAUCAUUCUCCCUGAUAUGAAACAUUCCAGCCCUGCUCCACCACCACCACCUGAGAAACCAGAAGCUGAAAUGAUUCCAAAACAAGUGCCAGUCCGCAAGCGUUUCUUUGAGUUACACAACUCCCUCUGCAAGCUAAUAUCAAAAUCUGUGUCAGCCUCUUCAGAACAGGAUCUCAGAACCUGGUUGACCCAGUUGCAGCUGACGGAGCCCGCAGCCACUUCUACCAAAGUCCAGAAAGUGUCGUGUCUGUUGGGUGCGAGAGCCCGAGAGGUGUGGCUCAACGAGGAGAUGAAGUCAGCUCUCCACGAGGUCCUGGAGAGGCUGAAGGAGUACACCUCCCAGGAGCUCUGUCCCUUUCCGCACGUCAUGCGGACGGGGGCGGUGUUCCUGCCCAUGCUGGUGAUGAAGGAGCUGCUGUUCCCGAUGGUCCAGGUCAGCUUCAUCGACCAGGUCAUGCACGAGCACAAAGUGGCUCUUCGGCCCACAACGCUAUCCGAAGAGAAGAUCCUCAUCCAGCUUCACAAACGGGCCUGCUCCUCCCGCCUCAGGAGGCUGAUGUCCCUCAAACACUUGCCCGACAUCUACGCCGACGUGGUCAACCUCUUGUAUUACGCUUGUGUCUGCAAACACCUGGAAUCCACUUCACCUGACGUCCAAAAGAGAGUCCAGGAUUAGAUGUGGACGAUCCUGCUAACGGGGAGAAAGACGACAGUAGUGAGGAGGCCCCAGAGUUCUCAGACAUCAGCACUUCACCGGCCUCACCCCCAGAGUCACGCCAACUGAGCAGCCCAAAGGACGUGGAAGUGAAACCAGAUUUGAACCCUAACACAACAAAAAGCAGGGUAAAGAGCAGCUCCAGGCGCAGGUUUCUGGACAACAGUUUUUCCGAUGAGGAAGAAGCAAGCGACUCAGUAAAGAAUGUAAUAGAAGAAUGCAAAAAAAACUUGAGAGCCAGUCAGUCUGAAGCGAGUAAGGACAGAGGAAGUGACGCCGAGGUUGCAGAGCCGGAUUCUUCACUAAUUCCACUGAGUCCACCAUCUGAGAAUUCAUGGAUGUGUCCUUUAACCUUGGACGAGCUUUCUAAGUCUCCCACUGACACGGAAACGGAGCAAUACUCCGUUCCACAGCCUGCUCAUCAGUCUUUAGUACCAGCCAAGGCUCAGGUUAGAUCUAAGACUUGCUCAGGCGUGGUUCUCAAACUAAGAAGGAUGUUUAGCGAAGGUCUCAACAGAAAAAAGGCUCACUACCAAGCGGUGUCAGACUCUGGGACAUAUGAUAAUCCUUCCCUCUCCAAAAGCCAGGGUUUGGAGGGAGACGAGAGGACGCACCAAGUGACCCACAAGUCGAGGAGAACUGGUGGCUUCGCUCACGCCAUAAGACCCCUCAGCAGCUCUUCCAAAAGAAAACACCGAUCCCUCCUGAAGAUCAAAUACUGUCCCUACUUGUCUGCCUGCCACAGCGCUGAGCACAGGAGGCGAUGGGUGCUGCGUUCGGCCGUGCACAGGGCUAAUAAGGCCCUGAGGAUCUACUACCCCGACCUGGUGGGAAAGAGAAUCCACCAUCUGUAUGAAGAAGACGACAAAUCCGAAGUGUGGUAUAGUGGAGAGGUGCUGCGUGUCCAUGAGGCCAACACGAACCCUUUAAAGACUUUAUUUGAGGUCAGGUAUGACAGCGAGCCAGAGUGGAAGUACUUCUUAGAACUGCUGAUAGACUAUAAAAAAGGCUGGUUAAAAAUUGAUGACUAGUUCUGUCAUACAAAUGUCACUGUGCCCGUUUUGUUUUGGUGAUUGUGCAGAUUGAAAUGGGUUUGCUCGCUGAUAAGCCUUAAAUUAUCUUCCUUAUUGGCCUCCUGAAUAAUGGCAGGUCAGCUAGGUCACUUUUGAGUCACAGGGCACAUUCUUCUUUAAAGACGUACUUAGCAUCAUGUUGCUAAACUCUUAUCAUUGACUCAUCCGGUGACUCUGGUUUAUUCACCGAUAAGUUUCUCACAAAGGACAGCAGCCAUAAAGAAAAAAACAAAAAAACGCAUCCUUAUUCCAAAAAUAUAUGUAAAAAAGCAUAUGUGAAGUUCUGCAUACGACUCAAGUCAUAGAUACUAAGCAAAAAAGUAGUAUCUCCCUUUAUGUGCUACUGCAACAGAAACCAGCAAAUUCACUGUCAGACAGUGCGAGCCACCAUGUGUUUAUGGGUUCACAGUAAUAGUGCCAGUGAUGAAUGUCGUGAUAGCAGACGGCUUUUGUUUUUUAACCCUGAUGAUUGUGGUUGUGCGUUACUGAGGCUGGACGGACUUUUAGAUAUUCUGUACUGAUCUGCUCAAGUUGUCUUUGUUGACACGCAGGCUGCUGAGAUGUUAUGUCGCAGUGUUCUUAAUCACUGUGAACCUGAAGUCUUCACUUCAUUGUAUUUUAUUUUGAAUUUUUGUAUCAUUUUAUAAGACUUGUGCAGACUGAAUUGUUAUAUUUCUUUCACUGUUGUGAUAAAUAAAUGGAGUGAUUCCAUGUUAUCUCUCUGACAUGGCUUCUCACAAAUACACAUUU
Molecule: messenger RNA, 5374 nt
Organism: Limanda limanda (common dab)
Lineage: Eukaryota; Metazoa; Chordata; Actinopteri; Pleuronectiformes; Pleuronectidae
Gene: prmt2ip
Product: chromosome 8 C15orf39 homolog
Exons: 4
Coding region: 324-3512 (1062 amino acids)
Source: RefSeq, a predicted model, not a curated record